This is a messenger RNA of Gadus macrocephalus (Pacific cod), 1575 nucleotides long. RefSeq names its product epithelial cell adhesion molecule (gene epcam). The transcript has 9 exons. NCBI's taxonomy places the organism in Eukaryota, Metazoa, Chordata, Actinopteri, Gadiformes, Gadidae. The record is from RefSeq and is a predicted model, not a curated record. Gene Ontology annotation, cellular component: membrane. The coding region runs from base 335 to 1261 and encodes 308 amino acids.
CCCCGCCCCUAUGAUACUCAAAGUUGCCUGACGUAAUGAGACUGGUGCGCUUAUAAAUCCACUACUCCUUGGAUUCCUGCAACAAGUAACACUCUGUUUACUAGGUAAACAGCUCAGCUCGUCGCAAAGGCCAGGAUAAACUCGACCAAUUUUAGUUUGGCCCGUAUAUAUUGCUCUCCCCUUGGGAUUACGGUUCACCUGUGAACAGGUUUGACGAGUCCACACCUGUGGGGUGGUAAACGAUUCAGUGCUUCGUGUUUUUGCUUAGUUGUUGAGUCGGUGUUGAAGGAGACUGACGCAAAACCCGACUGGGAUUAAUAUUUUCAUUUCAACCAUGAAGAUGAUGAUGGUUCUCGUUUUUGUCGGCCUCGCAGCAGCUGCCUCUGCCCAGUCGUGCCCCCCAUGCGCUACUCUGAAAUGGGCCACCUGCGACAAAACCCCCUGCGAGUGUACCGUGAUGAAAGAUGACGAUGUGAAACAGAUUUUGGACUGCACAAAAUUGAUCCCCAAGUGUUAUCUGAUGGAUGCUGAGAUGUACAGAGCCAGGAAUAACCUCUCAACCCGUACACUUGGCGGCAAGCCAGAUGAGACCGCCUUCGUAGACAACGACGGCAUCUACGACCCCGAGUGUGAGAGCGAUGGUCGCUUCAAGGCCAGGCAGUGCAACAACACAGAGGAGUGUUGGUGCGUCAACAGUGCCGGGGUUCGUCGUACAGACAAAGGGGACAAAACUCUGAAAUGCGAGAAGCUGGUGGAGACUUACUGGGUGCGCCUGGAGCUGAAACACAAGGAGGUGAAAGAUGGAAUUGACGCGACUGCAUUGAAAGGGGCCAUCGCCGAUGCCAUCAGCAAGCGCUACGACAACUUCAAGAAGGAAAUGGUGACGGAUGUCCAGUAUGACGCUGAUGGGAGCCGUAUUAUUGUGGAUGUGAAAAAGCCAAAGGGAGACCGCACCACUGACCUGUCCCGCCUAGCCUACUACAUGGAGAAAGACGUGAAGGUGCUGCCCUUGUUCAAGAGCCAGGAGAAGUUUGAGCCCAUGGUUGGCAAGCAGAAGCUGGAGAUGGAGGACAUCCUGGUGUAUUACGUGGACGAGGAGCCCCCCACCUUCACCAUGAAGGCCCUUACCGGCGGCAUCAUCGCCGUCAUCGUGGUGGUGGUGCUGGCCGUGAUCGCCGGCCUGCUGGUUGUGUUCUUUGCCAGGAGGCGAGAACAGCAGAAAUACUCCAAGGCUCAGCCCAGGGAGUUGGAAGCCAUGUGAGGUGGGAUUGAAGAAUGGAAAGCUUCUGUUAGAUUCACUUUGUUUGUAAUGGGAUGGUACCUUUUUAACUUUUUAAUACUGUGGAAUGGAGAUUGUACAAUCAACAUGCCUAUUUUUGUGUUCUGGCGAUACUUUUUUAGCAUUGCAUUUUAUUUAUGAACUGUAAAUUUGUGCGGAUUGUGUUGUCAUUACAUAUGCCCAAACCUUUGCUGAUUAAUUUUUCCUAGCACAAGUCCCUUUUUAUUUUUAGUUGACAAUGUUUCACAUGUCAUUGCGUGUACAGGUUUUGUUUUAAUAAAAGAUGAUUUUUAACA